Molecule: messenger RNA, 893 nt
Organism: Musa acuminata AAA Group (dessert banana)
Lineage: Eukaryota; Viridiplantae; Streptophyta; Magnoliopsida; Zingiberales; Musaceae
Product: mitochondrial import inner membrane translocase subunit TIM23-1-like
Exons: 2
Coding region: 146-721 (191 amino acids)
Biological process (GO): protein import into mitochondrial matrix
Cellular component (GO): mitochondrial inner membrane; TIM23 mitochondrial import inner membrane translocase complex
Molecular function (GO): transmembrane protein transporter activity
Source: RefSeq, a predicted model, not a curated record
UUAGAGUGAGACAAACCCUCGUCAAUUGGAACUCUCCUCACCCCACCGCCUUCGCCUUCGCCUUCGCCUUCUUCGCCGCCCCUCUCUCUCGUCGUGCUCCUUCCAGUUGGAACCCGAGGGAUUAGAGGCGAAAGGAAGAGUUCCGAUGGCGGAUCCAGGAAUACACGGUGGAGAUGACGUUGACCACCGCCAGGAUUCCGGUAACAGGCGACUCUACAACCCCUACCAGGACCUCCAGAUCCCUUACCGAACCCUCUACGACCUCCCGACCUCGCCGGAGUUUCUCUUCCAGGAGGAGUCCCUCGCCCAGCGCCGUUCCUGGGGCGAGAAUCUCACCUACUACACAGGAAUUGGCUACCUCUCCGGCUCCGUCGCGGGAGCCUCCCUCGGCCUCCGCCGCGCCCUUCGCUCCGCCGAGCCCGGCGACACGCUCAAGAUCCGGAUCAACCGGAUCCUGAACUCCUGUGGCCAGGAUGGCCGCCGCAUCGGUAACCGGGUCGGCGUCAUCGGCCUCAUGUACGCCGGUCUCGAGAGCGGGAUGGUUGCCGCGAGGGAUACGGACGACUGGGUCAACAGCGUCCUGGCCGGGCUCGGCACCGGAGCCCUCUUUAGGGCCGCCAAUGGGCCUCGAUCGGCGGCCAUCGCCGGUGCCAUUGGCGGCUUGAUGGUCGGCGCUGCUGUAGCUGGGAAACAGGUCUUGAAGAGAUACGUGCCGAUAUAGCAUUUGUGGAACAGCGGGAGGGUAUUAGAAAUUUGUGGCAAUAAGUUUCUUAGCACCAAAUUGAUCGACAUAUUAUAUCUUGUGAAAAUAGCUGCUCGCAUUUGGAUUGACGAGUAGCAUACAUCUGCUUGUUGGAUUUUGAAUAUAAGAAUGGAGAUCCCAUUGGCACUUA